AUGUCAUCAAGACGGCAAACAAAAAAAGACAGAGAGCUUGAAGAAGCGCGAAAGAAGAUAAGAGGGGAAGGCUAUCCACGAGCAACAAUUCUCAGUAAAGAAACUACUCUCGAAUCGCUAAAGGAAAAGUUAAAAAAACACCGGGACGAUCAAGUAAAAACCCGCCGUGCACUUCCAGAUUUGAUAAGACAGAAAACCGAGUUGUUGAAAAAAGGCGACACGAAGGCAUUAGGUGUUUGGCAAGAGAAUAAGGAAAACAAAAGGGUCACGCGCAAAUACCGCACAAAAGAGCAUGAUGAUUUCACCCGCACUCAAUCGCUUCUCGAAGACUUUCUCUACUUUCAAAACCAUUUGCAUCGACAAAACAGAUACUCUAAAAUCAAAAUGAGGGAGACACGUGGUUGGUACCUUGACAGUGUGAAUUCCAACAGUGGGCAGAUGAAACCGGAGGGUCGCCAGGACAUACUAGAUGCAUUUGACAAAGCCAAAAUAGGCGGGCCGCGUCAUCGCAAUGGAUUUUUGGAUUGGGAUGGUAAUGAGGUUAGUGAAAGGGGAUCAGAUCAAGAGCCCAGGCCAAUUCGGUUUAACGAGUUGCAUCUAUGGACUCCAGCAUGUCGACGGAUGCCGGUCGGAUUCAACGCCACAAAAAACAUGUCAGUUGAAGCUACCGAUCUCGUGCUGGAUAUAGACAAUAUUCGUCAGAAGUGGCAGCGUAUCGAAGAGGUGGAAAUUCCAGAGAGAGGCAAGGAAGGCUUUCCGUACCGAACACACAUAGAAAGAAGGCAGCAGGAGCAAGCGCUCUACAGGAGUGAGCUGGGGGACUCGAGGCCUACGACUGCAAGCUUGCACCUCAAGAAAACGCCAGAUGGCGUGAAACUCCAGGAUAGAUUCUGGGACAUCCAAGUACUAGACGGUGUCUUCAUUUCCGCAUUAGAGUCCUCGUACGACUGGCGUACAUCAUACGAUCUACUUGGACCGGUGAAAAGUGGCAUCUACGCAAACUUCACCGUCAGCGACGAACGGGAGACAAUCGAACCAGAGCCGCCCGAAGACGACCUCGACACCAAUGACGAGGAGCAACCCGAGGAUCAACCCGAAGCAUCUCAGACCCUCGAAGAACCCAGCAAAGAACAAGAACAAUGCGCAUCCACCGCCCCAGAACCCAACCGCUCAGUCCCCAAGAAGCGCAAACGAACCGUACACCUAGACUACCCCUACCCACGCUCCGAAUUCUUCAACCCCCCACCCCCCAAACGCACCAAACACGCCCCUUGCAACCGUCCCCUCACCCUCUCCACGCCCCUCCUCUCAACUCCCUGGACCGAAGAAACCCCCGGACGCCGCGAAUACCACGUCGCCCACCUACUCUCCCCCUCCUCCCCCGUCGACUCACCACCCCACACCCCGAUCUCCCGCCCAGCCCCCACCAGCAUCCCCGCGCCCUUCCCCAACGACGAAGUGAGUCCAAUCGACCAAGCAGCGCAGCGGCGCUGCACGCACGAGCCAGAGCGAUGCAGAGCGUGGUGGAGCCACGCACCCGACGACUGCUGGAUUGUGGAAUCCGCGGCCGUGGUGCGCCCGCGGAGCCCGGUUUUGCACCCAAUUCUCGAGAUUGAGGGGCCCGAGGGCGAGUUUUUGGUGCCGGAGGGGGCGAGGAAGGUGUAUGAGGGGCGUGUGGUGGAUCAGUAUGGGGUUAUGGGCAGGGAGUGGCCGAGGGUGGGGGUUAGGGUGCCGUAUGAACCGAUGGGGUUGGAUGGUGUUGGGGUGGGUGGGAGCGAGGAUGGGGAGGAGGAGGGGAAGGUGGUGCGUGAGUAUCGUGCUAUGGCGGCGCCGGUCAUUCCGUUGGUCGAGAGGGAUGAGGAGGAGCUUGUUGGUGUUGCUGGUGAAGUGGAUACUGGUGGUAGUGCUGGGUAUGAGAGCGAUGGGUCGGACUACGAUGGCGAUAUAUUUCGUAGUAUGUAUAUUUCAGGGCACAUUGGCAGUUCGACUCAGGCACCGGGAUCGUAG
Messenger RNA from Bipolaris victoriae FI3, 2007 nucleotides. RefSeq lists its product as hypothetical. The record is from RefSeq and is a predicted model, not a curated record. NCBI's taxonomy places the organism in Eukaryota, Fungi, Ascomycota, Dothideomycetes, Pleosporales, Pleosporaceae. The transcript has a single exon. Bases 1 to 2007 code for a protein of 668 amino acids.